CCUAGAGAUGACCGAAGGAAAGCUGCGGGCAUGGAUUUCAUUCCCAGGAGCACCGUACACGCAGGCUUCCGCAGUAAAAGCUUGCGGAGACGUGCUCUUGCCGCUCGGAUGGGAGAUCGAGGAAGGCGAUGGUUCAGAAGCUCCAGUUUCACAGCAGCUAUAUUUGGCCGACUACGACCUCCUGCCUUUUGAGCAACUUCACCCUGCCUCCUUCACACCAGAUUCAAUCAAACCGCUGCUCCCUCAACUCUCGUCAUAUCCGAUUCGCAAGUCCCUGAUUCGCAAGAACUACCUGGCGUCUAGCCUACAUGCAGCCCAACUCAAGAAAGGGAGCAACAAGCGGAUCACGCCGGCAACGUGGGUAUUUGAGGCCACCUGCGCAGAUGAUCUGGAUGAACUCUUGAUGGACGAUCUGUAUGACGUCAGAGAAGCGCUAGAGAAAGGAGAAGGAAAGUGGUUUAUCUUGAAACCAGCGAUGGCGGACCGAGGUAUGGGUAUCAGACUAUUCAACAGCGUGGACACCUUGAGAGAGAUUUUCGACGAAUUCGACGCUGAGGAUAGUGAUGGAGAGAGCGAGCAGGAGAGCGAGCAAGGGAAAGAAGAAGGCAAGACAGAGGAAAAGGAGGCUGAAAGGCAGACACAAGAGCAGGAGCAGACGCAGAAAGGAGAAGCGGAGCGUGCAUAUUAUCAAACAGCAAGCACCGUUGUUAUGAUGAGUCAGCUCCGCCACUUUGUGAUUCAGGACUACAUUUGCGACCCAUUUCUCGUUACACCUCCUGGAGCUUCGCAAAAACACAAAUUCCACUUGCGAGCCUACGUUCUGGCCCAAGGGAGUCUUCGCGUCUUCCUUUAUGAUGAGAUUCUUGCUCUCUUCGCACCCCUUCCCUACGCACACCCAUCCUCCUCUCCAGAUGGAAGCGGGAAUUUGCGGGCACACCUUACUAAUACCUGUCUUCAAGGGGCGACGUCUUUCGCGACAGUGCAUCUAUUAGAUGACCUUAAGGAUCGCUUAGGCGGGCAAGCGGUCCUAGAUGACAUCAAGAGGCAGACAAACGAAGUGGUGGCCGAGGCUUUCUCUUCUGCAGCAUCGGCGGGACGAAUCCACCUGCAAACAUGGCCUCAUGCAUGGGAGCUUUUCGGAGUGGACUUGAUUGUGUCAAAUGCUGAAGCAGGGGCCUCACCGUCUGUUCUACUCUUGGAGAUCAAUGCUCAACCCGACUUUGCGCAAUCUGGGCCCGAACUUCAAGGAAAGAUCGACCAGCUCUUCACACGUACGUUGCAAAUCACCGUCCUCGAUCAAGGGACCGAGGCUUGGUCAGUUGGCGAAUCAAGAGAUCGCAUGACCUUGUCGCUAGAUCUCACUCUCUCUGCUGGAGGCUGGUGAAAAACAUCAAUACACAUUGGCCUGCUGAAAGGGGUUCGCCCUUGCAUCAUCUUCUCGAC
Acaromyces ingoldii is the source of this 1443-nucleotide messenger RNA. RefSeq names its product TTL-domain-containing protein. Bases 8 to 1384 code for a protein of 458 amino acids. The transcript is spliced from 3 exons. Gene Ontology annotation, biological process: protein modification process. NCBI's taxonomy places the organism in Eukaryota, Fungi, Basidiomycota, Exobasidiomycetes, Exobasidiales, Cryptobasidiaceae. The record is from RefSeq and is a predicted model, not a curated record. Gene Ontology annotation, cellular component: P-body.